AUGGCAUCUCACCACUCCUCAGACGACGAAGGCUACGGCAUCGACCCCUCGGUGCCCUUCCAGGGCGUCAUUGUGUGCUGCACCAGCAUCCCACCAGACCAGCGGACAGACAUUGCCCAAAAGGUGGCCGAGCUCGGCGGCGUGCACAAAUACGAUCUGACGCCCGACGUCACGCAUCUCGUCGUCGGCGACUAUGACACUCCCAAAUAUCGCCAUGUCGCCCGCGAGAGGGCCGACAUCAAGGCCAUGGACGCCGCCUGGAUCAACGCCGUCAACGAGCUGUGGAAGAAUGACGACGAAAUAGACCUAGUCGCCCUGGAGAAGAGAUAUCAGCUCAAGGCACUGGAGACGAGCGGCACCGAGCCAUCAUUACAGGAGGACACAUUGCCAGCGGCCCGUGGAUCGCUAUUGAUAUGCUUGACCGGGUUCGGCGACGAAAGAGACAAGAUUGCAGAGAUGAUUACGCAGAACGGCGGCCAAUACUCUGGAGAUCUAACCAGGAGGUGUUCGCAUCUGAUUGUCAACAAGCCCGAGGGCAAAAAGUUCACAGCAGCCAAGGCGUGGGGACUGCACACGGUCACUCUGGACUGGCUCGUACAGAGUGUAGAGCGCGGCAUGAUUUUGGAGGAAUCCAAGUUCGAUCCGCUAUUACCCCCGGAGGAGCAGGGCGUUGGCGCUUGGGUAAAGAAAGAUCUUAAGCGAUCCUCUCUAGGCAAGAGAGCAAGGUCAGCCGUCGUCGGCGGUGGGCGAGACGAAGGGGUCAGGAAGCUUCGCAAGACUGCCAGCAUGAAGCUGAGCUCACAAAGAAACGAUCUUUGGGGAGACAUACUGGGUAGAUCUGCAUCGAGAGAGUACUCUUUUGCUCACGAAAAUCCGCCUGGAGCGCCUGGAGCACCAGCUGCGGCUCCAACUCCAGCGUCACAGGUCCCUACGCAGCCCGGCUACUCUCUCGCCCAGGAGGAACAGGGUGUUUUCGCCAACUGCGUCUUUGUCGUCCAUGGAUUCCCCCAACAAAGAGCAGCGAUUUUGGAGCAGACUGUCGCGACUCUCGGCGGCAGCAUCGCCUCUUCCCUGCAGUCUCCCGCCAUGUUGUCUCAGCCAACAGACCCUGAGCACUACCGAUUCCUCAUAGUUCCCCAAACUUCACAGCCCGACACCCACCCCGAGGUACCCAACGAACACAUCCACGUCAUAACCGAGUUCUACAUCGAAAACUGCCUACACAACAAGCGAUUUUUUAACCCCAACGAGCAGGUUCUCGGGCGGCCGUUCCCCCUGUUUCCCAUUCCUGCGUUUUCGAGCUUGACCGUGUGCAGCGCCGCCUUUACCGGGAUCGAGCUCAACCAGGUUGCCAGAGCCGUCGCUCAGCUAGGAGGCAAGUAUGAAGAGUCGUUCCGUCGAUCAACAAACGUGCUCGUGUGCAAAUCCCUCAUGGCUAUGCGCAAGGAAAAACUCAAGUGCGCUUUGGACUGGGGCGUGCCUGUUGUCUCGGCGGACUGGUUGUGGGAAUGCAUAUCAAGCGGCAGCCUCGUACCUAUCCAAGACUUUGUAUACCCGGAACUCAGGAAACGCCGCGUCAAGCGACGAGAUCCGCGAGACCCCUUUGUCAACGAUGAAGACGAUGCGGAAACUGAGCAGCAGCCUCGAAAGGCUCCGGAGACGAAACCCGUGGCGAAGCCUGCCGUGGAUACAAGCGCCUUUGACAAGGACGUCCCUGGAAGAAAUCGCGCCAAGCAGACGCUCGAGUCCAUUACGUCGGCAGACUUUAUCACGGCACGAACACAUCCGGCUGAAACUGCAAUGGCUCUGGAGCUGCCAGAUACACUACAGCCAAAACAACAAUCAGUCCCACCCCCUGAACCAACAAAACAACCCCCUCAACCUUCCGAAACAGCAAAAGCAGCGAAAGAAGCUUCCGCCGACGAAAUCGAAAAGCAACGCCAGCUUGCCGCCGCCGCCGAACUCCGCCAGGGCCUCACCUCUGCCCUGUCCGAUCUCACCGGCUCCGAAGCCGCGACGCGUGAUCAACCCGAUGCGCGUGUUCUGCGCCGUCGCCGACAAAAGAUUCUCGGUCGCGCCAUUAGCAACGCUUCCAAUGCGAGCAGUGCUGCCAGUAUUGACGGUGCGGCUUAUCCUCCUCGCGCUCUACAAGAGGACGAAGAUGAGGAGGAGAGGGGGAGGCGGUCUCCGCCGGCAACACAGCUCGAGUAUCGCGAUCCCGAAGCCAUGGAGACCAAGGCCAUGUUGAUGAGCAGGAUGACUGGUGCUUCCGCUGAAGGGGUGUCGUCAGAAGGGCUUGGACGGACCAGGUCUUCGAGGAGGAGGUGAAGGAUUUUUUUUUACCGCUUGAUUAUACCUACAAGAGGCGCUGCGCUUUCUUUUUGCAGUUUCGUUCUUCUUUAAAGAUGUUGGGAUAUAUAGGAGUAAAAGAGC
Messenger RNA from Trichoderma reesei QM6a, 2433 nucleotides. RefSeq lists its product as uncharacterized. The record is from RefSeq and is a predicted model, not a curated record. Bases 1 to 2328 code for a protein of 775 amino acids. Gene Ontology annotation, biological process: DNA replication initiation; mitotic DNA replication checkpoint signaling; mitotic G2 DNA damage checkpoint signaling. NCBI's taxonomy places the organism in Eukaryota, Fungi, Ascomycota, Sordariomycetes, Hypocreales, Hypocreaceae. The transcript is spliced from 3 exons.